GGGAGGAGCCGGGCGCGGAGGUUCGCGGAGUGGAGCUAAAGGCUGCGGAGGGGAGCGGAGCUGAGCGGCUGGGCGGGCCUGGCCAGGCCAGCGGAGAGGAGACGUCGGUCGAGCGGCGGCGAACAUGCACUUUUGACACAUUGGAGGCUUUCUUGACCAUGGAUGGUGAAGAUAUACCAGAUUUUUCAAGUUUAAAAGAGGAAACUGCUUAUUGGAAGGAACUUUCCUUGAAGUAUAAACAAAGCUUCCAGGAAGCUCGGGAUGAGCUAGUUGAAUUCCAGGAAGGAAGCAGAGAAUUAGAAGCAGAGUUGGAGGCACAGUUAGUACAGGCUGAACAAAGAAAUAGAGACUUGCAAGCUGAUAACCAAAGACUGAAGUAUGAAGUGGAAGCAUUAAAGGAGAAACUGGAGCAUCAGUAUGCACAGAGCUACAAGCAGGUCUCAGUAUUAGAAGAUGAUUUAAGUCAGACUCGGGCCAUUAAGGAGCAGCUACAUAAGUAUGUGAGAGAGCUGGAGCAGGCCAAUGAUGACCUGGAGCGAGCAAAAAGGGCAACAAUAGUUUCGCUGGAAGACUUUGAACAAAGGCUAAAUCAAGCCAUUGAACGAAAUGCAUUUUUAGAAAGUGAACUUGAUGAAAAGGAAUCUUUGUUGGUCUCUGUACAGAGGUUAAAGGAUGAAGCAAGAGAUUUAAGACAAGAACUAGCUGUUCGGGAGAGACAGCAGGAAGUAACUAGAAAGUCGGCUCCCAGUUCUCCAACUCUAGACUGUGAAAAGAUGGAUUCUGCUGUCCAAGCAUCACUUUCUUUGCCAGCUACUCCUGUUGGCAAAGGAACAGAGAACAGUUUUCCUUCACCAAAAGCUAUACCAAACGGUUUUGGUACCAGUCCACUGACUCCUUCAGCUAGGAUAUCAGCACUAAACAUCGUGGGGGACCUCUUACGGAAAGUAGGGGCUUUAGAAUCCAAAUUAGCAGCUUGCAGGAAUUUUGCAAAGGACCAAGCAUCACGAAAAUCCUAUAUUUCAGGGAAUGUUAACUGUGGGGUGAUGAAUAGCAACGGCACGAAGUUCUCUCGAUCAGGGCACACGUCUUUCUUCGACAAAGGGGCAGUAAACGGCUUUGACCCGGCUUCUCCUCCUCCCGGUCUGGGCUCCUCGCGCCCGUCGUCGGCACCGGGUAUGCUGCCUCUCAGCGCGUGAGUGCCCGGCCUCCAGGCUGGGGCUCCCGCCCUCCUGCAACAACCCAGGACACCCACGCCUCACCCCUCGGUGCCCGGGCCCAGCUCGUGCCCCUCCGUCUGCCUCCCCACGGCUGGCAGAGGGCAGGCUGCAUGCAGUGGCGGCUGCUGGGCCCUGCCCAGCCCCAGGACUCUGCGCGACACCAAUACUGGCUAUUUUCUCUUCUCGCCGUAGUGCCGUUGGUUUCACAUGAUUGCACUUUUGUGGGUCACAAGGUGAUACAUACACGUAUUACUUGGUCACUGGAUGCGGAAGUACCCAUUCAUCACACCUGCCUCAUAGCCCCCUCCCUGCUGUACUGAUAGGAUUUAGUUAUGUUUAGGACAUUACAGAUCUUCUAGAGGUUCUCCCCCAAAUCAGGUCGACGUGUGCUCUCCUCCUGAGCUCCCACCCAAGCAUCUCCAGUGCUCAUGGAUCAUGUGUCCUCCACCUCCACCCCCCACGGUUUGGGUCUGUUGCUGGCAAAGAGUCAGGAAGGUCACUGAAUUAGGGAACAUUUUCUGCACUUUCUGGUUUUACUUUAGCAGUUAUCAUUCCAUAGACUAGCCUCCCAGAGCAGCAAAACGCCUGUCUGAGCCCAGGUGGCAGGAGCUUCUGGGACCUGGCACACGCAGGGCUGUGCCCCUGCCGUCUCCUCCUCCUCCAUGUGCCUCAGACUCGGGGUAGGGGGUGGUGGCAACCUCCUCGCCAGCUCUCUGGUCCUUCGGUUAAAUGACACCUUCAGAGUGUUUCUGUUUUGUUUUCAGAGGGCCUGUCCGGUUGCGUUAGGAAGGGUCGAGCGGCCUGAUUCCGGGGGCGGCUGGCGCCAGCUCCUGGGGGCGCGCUGACCACAAGUGGUUGUCCCUGUGCAUCCGUCGAUUACUCUCACGCUGCAUUUACUGUUUACAUUUGUUUUAUUGUACAUAGGUUUGUAAACAUUAUUGCCUAAGAUAUUUGUAUAUAACUUGGGCUUUGUAGCUUUUAUUUAUUCAGAACUCAUAUGGCAUGUUAGAGACUUAUGAUGGUGUCCUACUCUGGGCAGCUGUGUAGGAUCGUCAUGUGGUUAAAAAAACUACUCCCCCUCAAAACAAUCUUUUAAUGUGGAAACAAUAAAUUUCACAGAAAAAAAAAGAAAAAGGAUUGAGGUUGCUUUAUUUGGUUUCUGCCAUCCUGGGAGAGAGGAGCUGGAGUUGCAAAGCCAGGUUCAAAUGUCACUUCUGCUGUGACAUGGGACACGGGGAUGGACAGCAGCUGUGGAAUAGGGCAAAGAAAAUUGAGGCGGCCUCAG
Molecule: messenger RNA, 2502 nt
Organism: Kogia breviceps (pygmy sperm whale)
Lineage: Eukaryota; Metazoa; Chordata; Mammalia; Artiodactyla; Physeteridae
Gene: NDEL1
Product: nudE neurodevelopment protein 1 like 1
Biological process (GO): establishment of mitotic spindle orientation; centrosome localization; chromosome segregation
Cellular component (GO): kinesin complex; centrosome; kinetochore
Molecular function (GO): microtubule binding
Source: RefSeq, a predicted model, not a curated record